GUCAGUUCGUCGUCACUUCUGGCGCCUUGACGCGGACGUCGCUCCGCUUCACGCUGUGAACUGAAACUUGCUGAUCUCACUUGACGUUAUAAAAACGCUCUGACGGAGCGCUCUGCUUCAUUUCUCCCGGUACUGUGGGACGGAGAGCAGCGGAUUCAGCUCCACGAUGUCCGGCCACGGUCACGGUCACGGCCACGGACACGGCUGCGGGUGUGAGGGCGAACACGAGCCCGCGGAAAGGGGCCUGGAGUACGGACUGUACCGGCGGAUCGACCUGGAGAAGCUGCAGUGUCUGAACGAGAGCCGCGACGGAGACGGCAGGCUGGUGUUCAAGCCCUGGGACCAGCGGAACGAGCGGGACAAGUUUGUGGAGAGCGACGCGGACGAAGAGCUGCUCUUCAACAUCCCGUUCACCGGCAGCGUGAAGCUGAAAGGAAUCAUCAUCUCCGGAGAAGACAACGAAUCCCAUCCUGCUGAGAUCAGACUGUACAAGAACAUCCCUCAGAUGUCGUUUGAUGACACCGGCAGAGAACCAGAGCAGGCCUUCAGACUCAACAGAGACCCGGUGGCUGAGCUGGAGUAUCCCACAAAGAUCGCCCGUUUUUCCAACGUUCAGCAUCUUUCCAUCCACGUCUCCAGGAACUUCGGAGCAGAGAACACUCGGGUUUAUUACAUCGGCCUCAGAGGAGAAUAUUCAGAGGCGCACCGACAUGAAGUGACGAUCUGCAACUACGAGGCGUCGGCAAACCCUGCAGAUCACAAAGUGGAGAGCAUCAUCCCGCAAACCAACUUCAUCUCCUGAGAGCUGCACAGAGUCGGGAGGAGGAAGAGGAGGACGAGGAGAGGUUUCACUGGCGUCUGCUGACUGUCAGAAAGAUUCAGUUCAACGCUGCGAACGGCAGGUUGGUCGACUGAGACGAAGCGCUGAAAUCUGAAGAGCAGAGAGCUUCAGGUUGAUGGAAGUGCAGAGCUGUCUCUCUGUGGCAAUAAAGCGUGAAGGCUUAAUGUGGGCUUCAUAAUAAAUGCAUGACACAUUUGACCCUCAGACAAA
Stegastes partitus (bicolor damselfish) is the source of this 1051-nucleotide messenger RNA. RefSeq names its product PITH (C-terminal proteasome-interacting domain of thioredoxin-like) domain containing 1 (gene pithd1). The transcript has 6 exons. The record is from RefSeq and is a predicted model, not a curated record. Bases 167 to 802 code for a protein of 211 amino acids. NCBI's taxonomy places the organism in Eukaryota, Metazoa, Chordata, Actinopteri, Pomacentridae. Gene Ontology annotation, cellular component: nucleus.